Molecule: messenger RNA, 1041 nt
Organism: Strongyloides ratti
Lineage: Eukaryota; Metazoa; Nematoda; Chromadorea; Rhabditida; Strongyloididae
Exons: 2
Coding region: 1-1041 (346 amino acids)
Source: RefSeq, a predicted model, not a curated record
AUGUAUGCGAACUAUCUAAAAGUUUUGGGCUCAGGAUUAGAAGAGAAGGAUUUUUAUCGAGCAAUUUUGGACAAUGUUCCUGAAGUUUUUAAAGCGGAAAUUGUUAGAGAUGCGUUGGAAAAACCUGAAGGUAUGAUAAUGGAUUCAGAAUAUCUGUUGAGUAUAGUAGAGCGAUGUUGUGCGGAAAGAGAGGAGUUGGAACCUAUUUUAUUAUCUGUGGAUAAAUUGAUGUCUUUGAGGUUUAAGGAGGGUCAAAAUGCAUAUACAAAUUUGUUAAGUGAAAUUUCGUUUGAAAAAAAAGAAAUUAUAAAAAUUGAUCAGCAGGAACUGGUGGAAAAUAAUGAGAAAAAAGUGGUUAAGAAAAAAAAGGUAUCCAGUAAAGGAUUGUUUAUAGAAAAGCAAGCUUGUUGUGUUGAAGCUCAUAUAGUGGGGAUUGGUAAAAAGGAAUGCUAUUUGGAUUCUGGAGCUGGAGCUAAUUCAAUUGGUUUGAAGAAUGUACCUAAGAAAAUUGUGGAAGAGUUAAGGAGGGAUGAUAUUGUGAUUUUUAAAGAUUCUCAUGGAGAGAAAGUAACCAGUUUGGGAUAUUUUACAACGCACAUAGUAUUUGAGAAUUUGAAGGAUAGAGAGUUUGUAAUAAAAAUGCAUAUAAAUUUGGAAAGUUCAGAUGUUUUAAUUGGGUUUCCAUUUUUAAGAGAGCAUAAUAUUAAUAUUUUGGAUAUUGCUAAGACUCCAAGAAAAGAAAAGGCUGGAGAGGAAAAAAUGGUUAAAGGAAUUAAAUUUAAAAUGAAUUUAUCAAAAGUGGAGCAAUUUUUGUUGGAAAAAAAUUUAGAAGAUUUAACAGAUGAAAUGGAGAGAGAGAAUUUUUUGUCAGUGGAAGUUAAUCUGGUAGAUUUUAAACCUAGAAUUAUGAGAGAAACAAGGGUCCCGGAGGAUAUAAGAGAUGAAGUAAAAGAAAUAUUUGAGGAAUAUUGUGAAAAAAGUUUUUGGGAGAAAGUUCAGAACAAAUCGAAGAUAAGCAAUACAAAAAAACGUAGUGUUUGA